Molecule: messenger RNA, 1540 nt
Organism: Paramacrobiotus metropolitanus
Lineage: Eukaryota; Metazoa; Tardigrada; Eutardigrada; Parachela; Macrobiotidae
Product: N-glycosylase/DNA lyase-like
Exons: 4
Coding region: 135-1172 (345 amino acids)
Biological process (GO): base-excision repair, AP site formation; nucleotide-excision repair; base-excision repair
Cellular component (GO): nucleus
Molecular function (GO): 8-oxo-7,8-dihydroguanine DNA N-glycosylase activity; damaged DNA binding
Source: RefSeq, a predicted model, not a curated record
GUGUGAGCAAAAUAAAAAUUCAACGACGAUUUACAAUAACAAAAGUCAAAACAGAAACUUAAAAAUCCGAGAAAAUUCUAAAAUUUGAUGUUUACAGUUAUUUGGAAAAUAUUAGAAUUGGCCGCUAAAAUAGGAUGAGUUGGUCGAAAUUUCCUUGCUCGACAUCAGAGGUGAUGCUGGAUUUUGUGCUGGCAUGUGGUCAAAGUUUUCGAUGGACGAAGAAUGCAUCGGGCGAAUGGAUAGGAGUCAUCGGAAGGUGUGCGUGGAAGAUGAAACAGACCGAAGAAUGUGUGGAGUACCAAGUCUUCACGCAGGCUCCUCAAUCCGCAAUCCAGAUUGCCAAAAGAUCUCGUGGAUUUGCCACCGGACAAGAUGUAGCCGAUAUCAGUGGUGAGUCUGGCGACCACGCUGUUCUUAAGCAGUACUUCGCCAUCGACACAUUUCUCCAGCCGCUUUACGCUCAGUGGUCGGCAGCCGAUGAACGAUUCGCCCAUGUUGCGCCGCGGUAUGGCGGCAUACGAAUUCUGCAGCAGGAUUUCAUCGAAAACGUCUUCAGUUUCAUUUGCUCAAGCAACAAUAACAUAGCCAGAAUCCAACAAAUGGUGGAAAAGCUGUGCGCGAGAUAUGGAGAUUUGAUCUGUGAAGUUGAUGGGAAGAAGAUGUACGCAUUUCCGGCUGUCGAACGACUGGCGCAGGAAGGCGUUGAGGAGGAACUGCGGAAAAUGGGGUUCGGUUACCGGGCAGCGUUUGUUCACGGUGCUGCUAAACACAUCGCUGGGGAUUCCGGAUGGAUCUCGAGAACGAAAUGUGCUGAUUAUCCAACAGCCAAAGAACUGCUGAUGGAGCUUCCCGGUGUGGGAGCGAAGGUGGCUGAUUGUAUUUGUUUGAUGUCACUGGGGCAUCACCAAGCCGUUCCCGUGGACACUCACGUGUUUUCGGUCACCGCACAACACUACUUACCCCAUCUGCGACAGGUGAAAUCGGUGACGAAACGCGUGUAUAAUGAGAUUGGGGAGUUUUAUCGUAAUCGCUUCGGUGGUAUGGCUGGCUGGGCGCAUUCGGUUCUCUUCACCGCUGACCUUAGGCAAUUCAAGGAAGCAGCCAGUGAUAACGGGAAAGUAGGUAAUAAUAAUAUAAACAAAAGGAAGCGACGCCUAGUGGAAUGUGAUUAGGCUCGUCCAUUCUGCGGGUUCGACACUGGCUGUGUUGUAGACCGACACUUGCUGGAUUAUGUUUAUGUAUCUUAUCGGACAACAAGAAAAUACGCGCAUUCACAAACUGAUAAUGCUGUCGUUGAAUUACUAUUGAGAAAUUGCUGGUUAAUUGUUGGUGUGCCAAUAAGAACGAGGACUUUGAGAGCUUUCGUUAUAGUUUUGCACUGUCCUUUGUUACGUCGUCUAGGCGCAUUUCUUUGAAAUCAGCAACAAAUUUUUAUGUAAUAUUGUACGGAAUUUUCGAAUUAUGUGAUGUUGCAAAGCGUGUUGAAAGGGACUGAUAAGUGCGUCCCUUGUUCCUGAUACACCGUAUUAUGAAAUGUAUU